AUGGACCAGGGGCUGCCCUUCAAAAGCCCAGGAGUCCUCAGGAUUUUGCAGGCAACUGACCCUUGGUGUGGUGACUCUGACUCUGCGUUUUUUCCACUACUAGGUGGGGCACAGCCUUAGAUACCGGCUUGGGUGUGUGUAUGAUUGCUACAGAGGCAGAUGUAUCUUGGUGGUCUUUAAGCUCUCUGAGGUCAAAGAGGCCUUGUAAAGUAGGAGUGGCCUGGAGAGGCAAGUGGGGGCUGUUAGAAACACUCGCCCUGAGUUAGUGAUGCCCUGACCAUGCGUGUGCCCAUUCUGAUCUGGUGCACGGGCACAAGAUCUAGGAUUCUCAUCUCUUAAAACACUGCCGGAGGGCAAAGAGUAGAGCAGAUUGAGAAAGAUGGGUGUGAUGGGGUAGGAAGGCCAGCCACUGAGUCAGCUCCUGAAGUUACAAUGGCCAGGUCCUGAAGCAGUCACCUGGAAGACAGGAAUUGGCAAGAGCAUUUUCGGGGGGCAGGGACGGGAAGGCUAUCUGCAAAUUUUAGAGGCCAAGAGCUAUUUAGCCUCGGUUUUACUAGGCUCCACACACUCCUCCCAAGAUCCCAAACUUACCAAGAGUCCCCGAAACGGCCUUGCCUGUGAGCUGGGCACCAAGUACUGUAAACACGCCAGUCCUGGGUACGUGUCCUGACCUAGCUACUUCUGAACCUGACUCUACAGAAGCCCUUUCUUGUCUGAGGAUACAGAUCCCUUGCAUAUCAGCUGUGAGAGUCGGUUGGCCCGUGCUUCCUGGGCUGGCCUGCAACCCACUAUGUAGGUAGGCCAGAUUGGCCUCGGACCCGAUUCUCUUGCCCUUCCCGUGCGGCGCUAGGACCGCGUGCAUGCUCCAACACAAGGCUUGAGCAGACCCAUCUUAGUAGUUGCCAAUGGGUGUCUGCAGUCGGGCCUCCUAGCACAUAGAAUGCUUGCUAAUGCUUCUAUCCGUGUGAAAAAAAUAAGGUGCUCCCUGUCUGUUUUUUCAUUGGGUAGAAAAAAAACAGAUGAAGACCAGGUGGGCAGGGGAGUGCAGUCAAGGGGAUGCAUGAGUGCAUCUGCACCCUGUAACCUCUUUUCAGCGAGGAGCAUCCAGGGAACUCACUGUCUUAAGAUUGGUAAAGUUUACCUUAAAGCCUUCCUGACGUUUCCCCACAAGACUGUCAAGCUCUGCUCCCUACCCAGCCCUGUGGUGAGAGCCAGGGACCCAGAUGGAGAUGAGGUCCCUGCCAGCCUGGAGCUCAUCUGGUGGGCAGGGAGGUGGGUGGGAACAGUAGCACCUGGUGUAUUCAGCAUUGUGGGCGGACAGGGCUGAGACUGAAGGUACAACACUAAGCAGUGGUCCCUUGGCCCCAAAAGUGGCCAUCUGUGCCCAGGCAGAGCUGAAUGGACAGCUGAACUUCGGUUGGGAAAGGACUGGUUGAAAGAUCCAGUUAAUCUUUGAGGUUGUUCACAUGCAGCCAGUUUUGGAAGCUCUACAUGAGCUCUACUGGAGGCUGGGAGGUCCCUGAGGGUUUUAAGGGCCUGAACCACCUUACACAGAGCACCCUAGUCUAACCUGGGCAAACCAUUCUCUACUAUUCCCAUCCAUGUGGGUUAGGUGGUGGUGGGCUUACACACACACAUGCACAUACGGCACGUGGGCAUAGCUGAGUGGGACAGGUGCUUUUCUAGCAUGUGAGAGGCCUGCCUUUGGCCCCCAGUACGAUAAGGGAAAAACAAGUCAACUCAAAGGGUCAAGGCUCCUGUUAGCUGCUAAAGUCUCCCAGGAGAUAUGGCUGCCAGGGAGAUGUAAGGCACCCCAGCUGGCUGUCCUGCUUAACCCUUGAGUCCCUGGAACCCUGGCCAAGUUAGAAGCCAGUCCAGAGUAUUGCGGGACAGAAUUGGUUAGAGGCUUACCUUUGAUGGCACCCAUGGCUUGGGAGGGAGCAAUGAUUACCCCCCUGAGACCCGCUCAAGGAAGGGACUAACCACUAGGCUGCUGUCUGGACUAUAUAUCCCUCCCCGCCCCCAAGGCAUGAGUUAGUCCUAAAUGGCCCCCCAGUGCGUUUGUGUUCACUUGCUCACUUCUUUUUACUAGAGUUUCUCUCGGGACGGGUGGAGCUGUUGGGGGCCAUCCAUGCCACCAUUUGGGGGCAGUGUGCCUAACGCCAGCCUUGGGAACGCCUGGGACCAACUGACAGAAGCCAGUUCAGUCCUGGAAUCACUGGCUUUAUGUGCUCUUUCCCCUUGACUUCCAGUUUAAGAUCCUGGCUCUCGCCAGACAGUGGUGGCGCGCGCCAUUAAUCCCAGUACUUGGGAGGCAGAGCGCAGCCUGGCCUAUAGAGUGAGUUCCAGGGCUACACAGAGAAGCCCUGUCUCGAAAAACCAAAAAGAAAAAAACGGUUCCUGUCUCUCUGAGCCUCAACUGUCCCAGUUGACACGAGGGAAAGUGCUUUGGGGAGUUCACCCUUAAUGCCAUAGACAAGUUGAAGUAGAAAGGCAAGCACAGCAGUGUCAAUGAAGAUGGAGCUGGCUCUAGGCAGGAUCCAGUCCCUUGGGAUGAGCAUGCCCAGGAAACCUGAACAGUCUAGCAUUCAGGUGUCUGUGAUGCUUCUCAGUAGGUAUGUUGUAGGAAUGUAGACCUGGAACAGAGUGGUUGGGGUCUUGAGUUGGGAGGAAGCCACACUGGGGUGCCGACUUCAUCUAGUCCCUGCCCCCAUUACCUGUGUCUGAAUAUUCCCAGGUUGAGCUGUGUGAGUCUCUGGGUUUGUUACCUCAGCUGCUCCGCUCGCUAGCAGCCGGCGUCUAUGGCCGCCAAGCUGCCGGUAUGUCCUUCACCCCCAGCCCUUUGGGUAGCCUGUUGCCUGGGAGCUGUACGGAGUGUACCUUUUCUGUAUUGGGGUGCCCUUGGAAUUGCGAGCCCAUAUCCUCUGCCGCGUCUGGGUGCGGCAGGUGGGUCCGGAGUCCUACCCACCCCUUCCCUCGCAGCAGCCUCGGCGGCGUGUGGCAGGGGGUGGGGGGUGCCUCUGUUGGCUGCGCGCGCGCGCACGCCAGGCUCAGCACGCGCCCGUGCGCGCGCCCCGCGCCUCCAGCCCAGCGCUCGGAGCGGCUUUCGUUGCCACUGUCUGCUCCCCGGAACCGCUGCCUGCUCCAAGCUUGGGGUUCUGUUCGCUGGGCUGCUUGCCCCGAGGCAGGAAGACGAGUUCGAGGAGGAUGCCUGGGCCCGUCGCUCGCGGCCCCGGGUGAAGCAGGCCUGCGCCGGCCGGCGCCAUGGAAAGGAGCGGGAACCACAGUUGCCUCCCGCCGGCAUGCGCGCCUAUUGAGCCCCGCCGCAGGCAGCCCCCGGCCGCAGGUCCCCGAGUGACACUGGCGGCACCUGGGAGCGUGGCGCGGCCCCGGGGCCACGCCGAGGAGCCCAGCGUCCAGUAAAGCUGCCGAGGACCUGCCGCUUGUGCCGCAGCCAUGGUGAUGUCCCAGGGCACCUACACGUUCCUCACGUGCUUCGCCGGCUUCUGGCUCAUCUGGGGUCUCAUCGUCCUGCUCUGCUGCUUCUGCAGCUUCCUGCGCCGCCGCCUCAAACGGCGCCAGGAGGAGCGACUGAGGGAGCAGAACCUGCGUGCCCUGGAGCUGGAGCCCCUCGAGCUUGAGGGCAGCCUGGCUGGAAGUCCUCCCGGCCUGGCGCCGCCGCCGCCACCACACCGCAGCCGUCUGGAGGCGCCCGUGCACGCGCACUCGCACGUGCACGUGCACCCGCUGCUGCACCACGGGCCGGCGCAGCCGCACGCGCACCCGCACCCACACCAUCACGCACUGCCGCACCCUCCGCCGCCGCACCUCUCCGUGCCGCCCCGGCCCUGGAGCUAUCCGCGCCAAGCGGAAUCGGACAUGUCUAAGCCGCCGUGCUACGAGGAGGCGGUGCUGAUGGCCGAGCCGCCGCCGCCCUACAGCGAGGUGCUCACGGACACUCGCGGCCUCUACCGCAAGAUCGUCACGCCCUUUCUGAGCCGCCGCGACAGCGCGGAGAAGCAGGAGCAGCCGCCUCCGAGCUACAAGCCUCUCUUCCUGGACCGGGGCUAUACCUCGGCGCUGCAUCUUCCCAGCGCCCCGCGGCCCGCCGCCCCCUGCCCCGCCCUCUGUCUGCAGGCGGACCGCAGCCGCCGGGUCUUCCCCAGCUGGACCGACUCUGAGCUCAGCAGCCGAGAGCCCCUGGAGCACGGAGCUUGGCGCCUGCCCGUCUCCAUCCCCUUGUUCGGGAGGACUACAGCCGUAUAGAGGGGCGCCCGGCGUCCCGAGCCCCACGGGCGAACUCCUAGCCUGACUGCGAGGCUUUUUAAAAUGCUUCCCUUGGACUGCAGGGAGGGGCGGGGGGAGGGAGGGAUUUCUUACCCUGUUUGUUACAUUUUGAGGAUAAUAAAGGUGUGUGAUUUGCUUU
This is a messenger RNA of Apodemus sylvaticus (European woodmouse), 4426 nucleotides long. It is a transcript of the gene Prr7, whose product is annotated as proline rich 7, synaptic. The coding region runs from base 3457 to 4266 and encodes 269 amino acids. The transcript is spliced from 3 exons. Lineage: Eukaryota; Metazoa; Chordata; Mammalia; Rodentia; Muridae. The record is from RefSeq and is a predicted model, not a curated record.